Oncorhynchus kisutch (coho salmon) is the source of this 5515-nucleotide messenger RNA. RefSeq names its product glutamine-rich protein 1-like. The transcript is spliced from 12 exons. The record is from RefSeq and is a predicted model, not a curated record. NCBI's taxonomy places the organism in Eukaryota, Metazoa, Chordata, Actinopteri, Salmoniformes, Salmonidae. Bases 334 to 2889 code for a protein of 851 amino acids.
CUCGUUCCCGUAAAUAUGAAAUGUGUCGUUACCUAGCCUUUGCAAGUGGAGAAUUUGCGGUGUAGCCGAAUGAGCGUCGCGACCUACUCGCUCUGUCUGAUGCGGCGGUUGAGUGUCACAGAAGUCCGGGGAUUCACGUUGUUCCAUCGGGCCUACUUCCAUAAUUCUCUCUGUAUUGAUUAAAUACUUUCCUCUGAAUAGUUAGACAAAUAUUAUCGCCAAACGCUCAGAAUUCUGCUGGAGAAACUGUGAGCGAGACAAAUUUGUGUGGAUUACCCCCAUAUUGUUCUCAUCGAAAGCAGGAAGGUGCCGUGGAGGGCAUAGUGACUUGUCAUGAACGAGCCCGUAGAGAGCGGUGUAGUCUCGUUUGACGAGUACGUGCGUCAGAAGGCCCGCAGUGUGCCCCAGCACCGUAUGAAGGAGUUCCUGGAGUCUCUGGCCAACAAGGGCCCCGAGGCACUGCAGGAGUUCAGCCAGCAGGACGGUGACACCACCACCAUGGUGUACCAGCAGGGGGGCAACUGUGUCUACACAGACAGCACUGAGGUGGCUGGCUCGCUGCUGGAGCUGGCCUGUCCGGUGCAGGUGAACUCUGCACAGAUCUCACCCCAGAUGGCUGCUGGUGUGCACCAGGGGUCUGAGCAGCAGAUACAAGUACAGGUGCAGAUCCAGGGACAGCAGGGUCAGACGGUGGACCUCCAGGGUAUCCCCACAGCAGCACAGCUGGUCCAGCAAGGAGAGCUCACAGAGGAGCAGCACCAGCAGAUCCAGGCCCAGUUGGUGGCAGCAGUGUCAGGAGGUCAACAGAUUAGACUACAAAGCGGUCAACAAAUCCAGCAUAUUCAACUACAAGGGGGUCAGCAAAUUCAGCUCCAAGGAGGCCAACACAUCCAGCUUCAAGGGGACUUACAGGGUGGCCAACAGAUCCAACUUCAAGGGGGUCAACAGAUCCAACUUCAAGGGGGUCAGCAGAUCCAACUUCAAGGGGGUCAGCAGAUCCAACUUCAAGGGGGUCAGCAGAUCCAACUUCAAGGGGGUCAGCAGAUCCAACUUCAAGGGGGUCAGCAGAUCCAACUUCAAGGGGGUCAGCAGAUCCAACUUCAAGGGGGUCAACACAUCCAACUUCAAGGGGGUCAACACAUCCAACUUCAAGGGGGGCAACAAAUCCAGUUACAAGGCGGGCAACAAAUCCAGCACAUUCAGCUACCAGGUGGUCAACAUAUUCAACUACAGGGUGGGCAGCAGAUCCAGUUCCAGACAGUAGAGGCCAUGGCUCCCCAGCAACAGCAGGGCUCUCCCCGGGAGGCAGAGAGGAGGGCGGGUACCAGCGUCCUCCAACCUGCCAAGAAGCGCAAGGUGGACGUCCCCAUCCAGGUGUCGUACUCCCUCCCUCAGGGCCAGCAGGGCCAGCAGGUGGUCCUGGCCCUCCCCCAGGGGCAGGGGCAGCAACAGCAGUUCUUGUCCCUCCGGCCUGACCUGCUUACUGUGGACAGCACCCACCUGUACAGCACCACAGGUACCAUCACAGGCCCUGCCGGGGAGACCUGGACCAUCCCUGUGUACUCCGGGGGGCAGCAGGGGGGCGUGCAUCACAUCGCCAUCCCUCAGGAGGCUUACAACACAAUGCAGGUGUCCUCUGGUCACCACGACAACAAGGACAAUAGGGUGGCCCACUCCUCGUCGUCGGGGACUGGGUCCGUCCAGUCGGGCACCACGGUGUCAGUCUCCGAGACGACGACAAACGACGAAGUGGUGCAGACGCUUUUCCCGGCGCAGUUCAUGAACGGGAACAUCCACGGCCCUGUGGUGGUGCAGACGGUGGGAGGGGCUUACAACGCCACGCAGCAGCUCCACAUCUGGGACCCCCAGCAGCAGCAGGAACACCAAGAGCAACAGCUCCACCUACAGGGUCAUGUGGAGUCAGAGUCACAGGUGGAGGCCCCCCAGGAGCUGCUGCUGCCUGUCUCCCUGAAGCCUGAGGAGGGCAUGGACGUGUGGCGCCUCUGGGUCCAGCGCAAGAACACAGAGCUGGACAAGGACGAGCAGAACAAGCUGGCGCCCAUCGGACGUCGUCAGGCACUGCGCUUCCAGGAGGACCUGGUGUCGAGUGCGGUGGCUGAGCUCAACGUGGCUCUGGCCCUUAUGACCCAAGAGGCCCGGGGGUUGGAAGGAGAACAGUUUGAGCCUGAUGCCCUCUACUACAUCUUCCUGUGUAUACAGAAGUACCUCUUUGAAAACGGACGGGUGGAUGAUAUCUUCUCUGACCAGUACUACACACGCUUCUCCCAGUGGUUACACAAAGCCCUGGACGAGUGGAGGCCUGUCAUCCAUCCACUAGGGUACAUCAUUCCCAGUCACGUGACAGAGGAGAUGCUGUGGGAGUGUAAACAGCUGGGUGCCCACUCACCAGCCACGCUGCUCACAACACUCAUGUUCUUCAACACUAAGUAUUUCCGUCUAACAACGGUAGAGCAGCACAUGAAGGUGGCCUUCUCCAAGGUGCUGAGGCACACGAAGAAGAACCCGUCUAACCCAAAGGAUAAGAGCACCAGUAUCCGCUAUCUGAAGGGCCAUGGGCCCUUAGGAACACACCAUGCAGGGCAGAAAGUGACCGAUGACAUGUAUGAGGAGCAGGCUGAGGAUCCUGAGAACCCUCUGCGAUGCCCAAUUAAGCUGUAUGAUUUUUACCUCUUCAAAUGUCCCCAGAGUGCUAAGGGGCGUAACGACGCGUACUACCUGACGCCAGAGCCCGUCGUGGCGCCCAACAGUCCCAUAUGGUACUCCACUCAGCCAAUCACAAGUGAGCAGGUGGAGCACAUGCUCACGCGCAUCAUCAUGGUGCGGGAGAUCCAGGAGGCCAUCGCCAUGUCGUCGGCCAGCAUGCACUGAGCAGGGGAGGGGAGGAGGAACUGAAAUGGACACACUAACCCCCGAAAUCAGCCUUCCUCUCUCUCAAGUGUUCCUCUUUGUGGUACCUCCUUCACUCAGUAACUAACUCUAAGGACCUCCAGUGGCCUCAGUCUCAACCCAUCACACCUGCCAACCAUAGGAGUGGGGGAGCGAUCGAUAGUGUUUACAGAGUGGACUUAUGGGCCUUUUUUUAAGGAAUAGACUCCUGCGUUUAUUCAUCUAAUGGCAGUUAUGUCACCCUCAAUGCUGUUAUCUUUUUGGGGAUGGUCACACGUGUACGUAAGCCACCACUUCACCUAACCCCCCACCUCACUUCACCAUAGAAUUGUUUCCUGGACUGACGAGACGAGUGAGAUGGAUUUUGACAAAGUCACUAAAUCAGAGCUCAUCAUGUACUCCUGUAGGCUGUUGCAGCCCCCAAUAAAGAUGAAAUGGUCAGAAAUGGAUGGUGAAAUAUCGGAUAUAUAUUCAGUCAUAUAAAUAUAUUAUACACAUAGUGACUUAAGAAAGUAUUCGUACCCCUUGACUUAGUCCACAUUUUGUUACAGCCUGAAUUAAAACGUCUAUUUUUAAUUUUUAAUCUCACCCUUCUACACACAAUACCCCAUAAUGACAAAGUGGAAACAUGUUUUUAGAAAAUUUUUCACAUUUAUUGAAAAUGAAAUACAGAAAUCUCUCAUUUACAUAAGUAUUCACACCCGAGUCAAUACUUUUUCUAGGCACCUUUGGCUGUGAUUACAGCCGAGGGUCUUUCUGGGUAAAAGGCGCUGCGUGGUCAAGCCAUACAGCAUUUACUGCGAUGCGGCCUCCGCAGAAGUCAGAGCAAACAUACUUUUUGCGCUUUGCUGAGCUGUUGUCAAGGAAGUGAGUUUGUGUUUAUACAGGACCUGUCGCCCCAUCUACCUUCAAAUCAGUAAUGUCAAUUCGGAGACCUCCGCAUUGUUAAAACAUUUUGAGAGGCGCAUAGCGAUGCGGUACGGAGCUUGAUUUUGCCUCUGCACUCUUCAGGAGACUCCGCCUUAGAAUCACACCCUCCAUACAAACCCUCUGACCACAUUUUCGGAUCAAGCGUAAUUUGGCUUUAAGUCUUUAAGAGAUUUCCACACCUGGAUUGUGCAACAUUCGUCCAUUGUACUUUUCAAAAUCAUUCCAGCUCUAUCAAAUUGCUGGACAGCCAUUUUCAGGUCUUGCCGUAGAUUUAAGUCCAAACUGUAACUCGGACAUUCGGGAACAUUCACUGUCUUCUUGGUAAGCCAUAACAAAUGGGUUGAAUUCUUAUUGAAUCAUGAUAUUUCUGCUUUUUAAAUUUGUAAAAGUUUAUAAAAACAUAAUUACACUUUGAUAUUGUGUGUGUGUAGGCCAGUGACACAUCUCAAUGUAAUAAUUUUAAAUUCCGAUUGUUACAAUGUGGAAGAAGUCAAGGGGUGUGAAUACUUUCUGAAGGCACUGUACACUCCCCUAAGUAUUUAGUUGGAUAAUGAUGCUAAAAACCAAAAAUGAUUCAUUUGGCUCUAUUCCAGCAUUUUGGAUUUGAGAUGAAAUGUUUAAUUUGAGUGUAUUUUCAUACAUGUUUUACUGUUUAGAAAUGAAAGCACUAUGUAUCUAGUCCCCCCAUUUUGAAGGUGUCAUACGUAUUUUGACAAAUUCACUUGUAGUAUUAAAGUAAUCAAAAUUGUAGUAUUUGGUCGCAUUCCUAGCAUGCAAUGACUACAAGUGACGACAAACUUCUUGGAUGCUUUUGCGGUUUGUUUUGGUUGUGUUUUCAGAUUGUUGUGCCCAAUAGAAAUGAAUGGUAAAUGUAUUGUGAUAUUUUGGAGUCACUUUUAUUGUAAAUAGGCUUAUAAGUUUCCGAACACUUCUACAUGAAUGUGGCUGCUACCAUAAUUAUGGAUAAUCAUGAAUGAAUUGUGGAUAAUGAGUGAGAAGGUUUAGGCACAAAGAUCAUACCCCCAAGCAUUUGAACCUCUCAACAUGACCAAUAAGAGGUUAGCAUUUUUGUUGUUGUUGAGGAGCAUCGUUCACUCAUUAUUCAGGAUUAAUUAAUGAUUGUCCAUAAUCAUGGUAGCAUCCACAAUAAUGUAGUGUUAACAAACAUAUUUUAUUCUUACUUACAGUAAAAGGGGACUCCAAAAUGACACAAUACAUUAUUCACCAUUCCUAUUGGGCAAAAUAUAAUCCGAAACACAACCAAACUGCAAAUGCAUCCACAAGUUUGUAAUCACGUAUGAAAAUACCUUCAAAUAAAAGGUGGCAUUCUGUACUGUCGCCUCAUAACAUUUUAUGUCAUCCAAGAUGCUAGAGUAUAGGGCCAAAUGUACAUAUUUUAGCUUCACUGUCCAAAUAAAUACGUAGGGGAGUGUAAAUGGAAAUGUACCACAUUUAACAUGUUAGCCCUCACAGGGACCCUCCUGUGCCUCUUGUCCUCUAAGCUCUCAGGUUCCAGACAGGACAGGAGCCAAGAGCAGAGUGGAUUACACACCAACAGACAUUUAAUGGGAACUCGGCUCACUUUUCUUCUUUUUUUACAUGUAUUUUUAUUGGCAUUUAUGAUCUCCUGUAUGUAUUGAUAUUCUAGUGGUGUUGGAGGCUAAAUAAGAAAGUCUGU